Molecule: messenger RNA, 594 nt
Organism: Alosa alosa (allis shad)
Lineage: Eukaryota; Metazoa; Chordata; Actinopteri; Clupeiformes; Clupeidae
Product: protein arginine N-methyltransferase 1-like
Exons: 1
Biological process (GO): peptidyl-arginine methylation
Cellular component (GO): nucleus
Molecular function (GO): protein-arginine N-methyltransferase activity
Source: RefSeq, a predicted model, not a curated record
AUGAUAAAAGAUAAAAUUAGAACAGGUGCAUAUUAUAGAGCUAUAAUGCAAAAUAAAGAAUUAUUUGAAAAUAAAAUUAUUUUAGAUAUAGGUUGUGGAACUGGUAUUUUAUCAUUGUUUGCCGCUAAAGCAGGUGCUAAAAUUGUUUAUGCUAUUGAUUGUUCUGAUAUCAUAGAUCAAGCUAUUAAUAUAGCAUCUUCUAAUGGUUACUCUGAAAAAAUAAAAUUUAUUAAAGGAAAAAUGGAAGAAAUAUAGUUACCUGUAGAUAAAGUAGAUAUAAUAAUCUCAGAAUGAAUGGGAUAUGGCCUAUUAGCUGAAAGAAUGUUAAGUACUAUUAUAUUAGCAAGAGAUAAAUAUUUAAUAGAAAAUGGAUUAAUAUUUCCUGAUAUAGCUAAUAUAUAUCUAUGUGCAAUUGAAGAUUAUUAGAAUUAUUAUAAUACAUUUUCUUGAACUGAAAAUGUUUAUGGGUUUGAUUAUACUAUAUUAAAUAAUGGUAUUUUAGCAAAUCCUAUUAUAGAUCAAGUUCAUCCUAAAAAUAUUGUCUCAAAUAAAGAAAAAUGAUUAGAAAUAAAUUUAUAUAAUAUAAAAAUAGAA